CUUUUGCUUAAAUAUUAAAAGCAAACUGAGACUUGAUGAAUGCCUUACCUGGCAUCUGCUUUCCUCCCCAGCUCUUCUUCUUCUUCUACGCGCGGUCCUGAUACGGGGCAAAGCACACUCAAGAUGCAACUACCGCUCGAGACGGAAGCUCUCGUGGUGCAUGCACCGGGGGCCGACUUCGCCAUGACACCAAUCGUGAUCCAGGAUCUGCGGCCGGACGAGCUGCUGGUGGAGAUCAAGUACUCGGGCAUCUGCCACACAGACAUCUGGCUCCAGUCGGGCGCCGCCGGGCCGCUCGUCGAGUUCCCCGCGAUUCCCGGGCACGAGGGGGCGGGCAUCAUCCGGGCGAUCGGCUCGGAGGUCAAGGACAAGACGCUGCGCGUCGGGGACCGCGUUCUUCUCUCAUUCACCGCCUGCGGCGAGUGCACGCCUUGCCGGGAGGAGCAGUUCAGCCGGUGCGCCGACUUUGCGCGGCUCAACUUGACGGGGCUCCGGCGGCCCGACGGGACCACGCCGGCGGCGCUGCGGGACGACGGCCGGCCGGUGCGGAGCCAGUUCUUCGGGCAGUCCUCCUUCUCGCGCUUUUCGGCCGUCCACGAGCACUGCGUCGUCCGGUAUCCGUUCCCGAAGGAAGAAGAAGAAGAGGAGGAGGAGGAGGAUACCCUGGCCAUUUAUGCGCCCAUGGGCUGCGGCUACCAGACCGGGGCGGGCACCAUCCUCAACAUUAUGCGGCCGCGGCCGGACCAGACGGUGGCCGUAUUCGGCGCGGGGAGCGUCGGCUUCGCCGCAAUCAUGGCUGCCGCGGCCGUCUCGGUCAAGCAGGUCAUUGCCGUCGACCUUGUGGAGCGGAAACUGGAGCUGGCCAAAGAGAUGGGGGCGACCGACGCCAUCAACACGGCCGCGCUCCAGAAGGGCACAGUCGUGGACGAGAUCCGACGCCUGACUGGCGGGAGGGGGGUGGACUUUGCCAUCGAUACCACGGGUGUGCCGUCGGUUGUCGAGAAGAUGCUGGACUGCCUGGCGUACGGCGGGACCGCGGCAUCGAUCGGCGCUACGCCCAUGGAAGCAAGGAUCAGCGUGGACGUCGGGGCCUUUUUCGCCAACAAGAAGACGUGGAUCGGCGUUGCCGAAGGAGAUUCGCAUCCCCCAAAGGUUUGAUAAUAUAUCCCCGCCACCCAGUCUCCCCUUCUUUCCCACCGCCACCCAAAAACAGCCCUCGUCGGACUAGUCUAACGGCCAACAGUUCAUUCCCGAACUUAUCGACCUCCAUAAGCGAGGGAAGUUUCCGGUGGAGAGGAUCAGUAAGGUAUAUCCUGUGGCUGAUCUCAAAAAGGCCAUCUCGGACAUGAAGGACGGAACGGUAAGAGAGAGAGGCUUGCUAUAGCCCCGUGCCCACUCGA
Messenger RNA from Thermothelomyces thermophilus ATCC 42464, 1400 nucleotides. RefSeq lists its product as uncharacterized. Lineage: Eukaryota; Fungi; Ascomycota; Sordariomycetes; Sordariales; Chaetomiaceae. Gene Ontology annotation, molecular function: oxidoreductase activity; zinc ion binding. Bases 124 to 1158 code for a protein of 344 amino acids. The transcript has 2 exons. The record is from RefSeq and is a predicted model, not a curated record.